Molecule: messenger RNA, 7882 nt
Organism: Paramecium pentaurelia
Lineage: Eukaryota; Ciliophora; Oligohymenophorea; Peniculida; Parameciidae
Source: the annotation of a GenBank genome assembly
AUGAAUAAAUAAUUCAUCAUAUUUGCAUUGUUGCUUGCCUUAGCAACAUGUCAAACUUACAGUAUAACAUCAUGCACAUGUGUCUAGUUGUUAUCAGAAGCAGAUUGUUUAAAAAAUACCACACUUGGAUGUUCUUGGGAUAGUACAAAGAAAACAUGUGCUGUUUCUACUACUCCUGUCACUCCAAUAGUGACGUUUGCAGCAUAUUGCGAUUCUUUUGCAGAAGCAGAUUGCCCUAAAGCUAAACCUUGUACAGAUUGUGGUAACUAUGCUGCCUGUGCCUGGGUUGACAGCAAAUGCACACAUUUCACAGGAUGCACAGCCUUUGCAAAAACAACUGAUCCUGAAUGUUAAGCAAUUAGUAAUAGAUGUAUUACAGAUGGAACUCAUUGUGUUGAAGUUGAUGCUUGUAGUACCUACAAGAAAUCACUUCCUUGUUUGAAAAAUGCAUCAGGAAGAUUGUGUUUUUGGGAUACAACAAAUAAUACUUGUGUAGAUGCUAAUAAUUGCGAUAGAUUACCAAUUACAUUUGUUACAGAUAAAGAAUGCAGAGAUGAAAUAUCAACUUGUACUACAAAGACUGGAGGUGGAUGUGUUGAUAGUGGAAAUAAUUGUAGUGAUUAAACAUUAGAAAUUCAAUGUGUUUGGAAUAAAUUAAGAUCAAUGGCAUGUUAUUGGGAUGGAGCAGCAUGUAAAGAUAGAAUUUGUGAUAAUGCACCAACAACAUUAACAACUGAUGAAACAUGUAAAACCUUUAGAACUGAUGGAACAUGUACAACUAAACCUAAUGGAGGAUGUAUUACUAGAACUACUUGUGCAGCUGCAACUAUCUCAGCUGCUUGUAUUAAGAAUAGUUCAGGUGGUGAUUGUUAUUGGACUGGAACUGCUUGUGUUGAUAAGAUUUGUACAAAUGCACCAACUACUAUGACAACUAAUUCUGCUUGUGCUGGAUUUGUAACAGGAUGUAUUACUAAAUCAGGUGGAGGUUGUGUAUCCAAUGGAGCUUGUUCAGCUGCAAAUGUCUUAGCAGCUUGUGUUAAAAACUCUUCAGGAACUGAUUGUAUUUGGGAUACAACAUGCAAAGAAAAGACUUGUGCUAAUGCACCAACAACUAAUAAUACUCAUGAAUUGUGUACAUCAUACUUAUCUACAUGUACUGUUAGAACAGGAGGUGGAUGUUAACCUAGAACUUGUGCUAAUGCUCCAACAACAUUAACAACUAAUGAUGCAUGUGAAGCAUAUUUACCAAAUAAUAACUGUAUAACAAAGACUGGAGGUGGAUGUGUAACAAAUACUACAUGCGCUGCAAUCACUUUUAUUAAUGCUUGCAUCAAGAAUUCCUCUGGAGCUACUUGUUUCUGGGAUCCAGAUGGUUCAGGCUGCAAAGAUAAGAUUUGUACAAAUGCACCAUCAACUAAUAAUACACAUGAUUCAUGUGUAUAAUUUUUAUCAACUUGUACCGUAAAUUCAACAAAUAAUGGUUGUGUAGAGAAAACCUGUGAAAAUUCGUUGGCAUAAACUAUUUGUGAUAAAGAUUUGAAUAACAAAGCCUGCAUUUGGAAAGGAAAAUGUUACAAAAAAGAAUGUGUAUUAGCUUCAUCAACCACAGCAACUCACACAGAUUGUUAAACUUAUGAUUCUAGUUGUACAUUAAGUAAUACUGGUACUGGAUGUGUCCCUAUACCUCUUAGAUGUGAAGCCAUUACAAUUGAAUCUGCAUGUGUUUUUAGAUUAUAAGUCACAAAUGGUGUUAGAUCAUACCUAGAAUGUGGUUGGAAUGGUUCAUAGUGUAUUGAUAAAGCUUGUUCUACUGCUCCUAGAACAUCAUCAACAACAACUGAAUGCAACAUUUACAAAUCAGGUUGUGUUGCCAAUAAUCCAGUUAAUGGAACAAUUUCAGGAUGCUAAGAUUUACCUACAACUUGUGCUGCUAGAAGAUCAAUUGAAAAUUGUGAAAGACCUGGAUCGCCAACAUGUUUAUGGAAUACUGCUACAUCUGCAUGUGUUGAAAAAUCUUGUUCCACUGCAAGUAUUACAACAACUUCAGGAUUCUUGACAAAUUUUUCUAAUUGUUCUACUUAUUUAACUGGUUGUAUCACCAAUAAUACAGGAGACGGUUGCAUUCCAAAGCCAUCUAGUUGUAAUUCUUUGGUUUCAACCAAUUGUGGAGUUGGUUCUAAAGCAAACGGAGAUUGUUAUUUCAAUACUAAUACAAAUGCAUGUGUUGAUAGAACAUGCACAAAUAUCCAAUCAACUACCCACUCUGGUUGUUAAGUAUUGAAUACAUGCACAGUGAAUAAUGCUGGAACAGGAUGUUAAACAUUAGCUACUGCUUGUACUUCGUAUGGAUCAGCUGAAAAUUGUAAAAUAACUUCCAGUCGAAAAAAUUGCAUAUGGACUGGAACAGCUUGUAGAAAUGCAACUUGUGCUGAUACAUUAGAUAGUGUUGAUUUUGACGAUGAUUCAGAGUGUUAAGGUUAUCAUGCACCUACUGAAACCUGCACUGUUUUAUACAAAACUGGGAGAAUUGGCUGUGUGGCAAAAUCAGCUAAUUGUAGUGAUUAUGUGUCAUCAACUUAAUGUUAUAGAACUUAAAACUCCAAUACUGAUGAUUGUACUUGGAAUUCAACUUAUAGCAAGUGCUUCUCUAAUACAUAACUUCAAGGUGCAUGCUCAACCUUUACAGGCACACAAGUUUAAUGUUAAUCUAUUAGAGAAGGUUGUACCAACUCAGCAAGUGCUACAGAAUCAGAUGCUUGCACAUUUUCUUGUGCUGUAAUAACUGCAGCGUCUGGGCUUGAUCAUGCAGCUUGUUAAUUAAAGAAUACUACUUGCACUGGUAAUUCUGACGGAACAGCCUGUGUUACAUUAUAAACAACUUGUGGUGGUUAUACAACUGAUCCUACUUGUACUACUACAACUGGUGGUACUAAAUGCUUUUGGGAUGCUACUGCUAAUAGUAAUGCUGGUGCUUGUAUAGCAAUUGCAGCAGCAGCCAAUUGCGCCACUGUUACAGGAUUAUCAAGUGCAACUCAUUCAACCUGUUAAGCAUAUAACACUGCUUGUACUGUUAAUGAUGGUGGAACUGCAUGUUAAUAAUUUUAAGCAACUUGUGGUGGUUAUGGUAGCUAACUUAAUUGUAAUACUACAACUGAUGGUACUAAAUGCUUUUGGGAUGCUACUGCUAAUAGUAAUGCUGGUGCUUGUAUAGCAAUUGCAGCAGCAGCCAAUUGCGCCACUGUUACAGGAUUAUCAAGUGCAACUCAUUCAACCUGUUAAGCAUAUAACACUGCUUGCACUGUUAAUGUUGCUGGAAAUGCAUGUUAAGAAUAAAAAACAACUUGCGGUGGUUAUACAACUGCUCCUACUUGUAUUACUAUAACUGAUGGUACUAAAUGCUUUUGGGAUGCUACUGCUAAUAGUAAUGCUGGUGCUUGUAUAGCAAUUGCAGCAGCAGCCAAUUGCGCCACUGUUACAGGAUUAUCAAGUGCAACUCAUUCAACCUGUUAAGCAUAUAACACUGCUUGCACUGUUAAUGUUGCUGGAAAUGCAUGUUAAGAAUAAAAAACAACUUGCGGUGGUUAUACAACUGCUCCUACUUGUACUACUACAACUGAUGGUACUAAAUGCUUUUGGGAUGCUACUGCUAAUAGUAAUGCUGGUGCUUGUAUAGCAAUUGCAGCAGCAGCCAAUUGCGCCACUGUUACAGGAUUAUCAAGUGCAACUCAUUCAACCUGUUAAGCAUAUAACACUGCUUGCACUGUUAAUGUUGCUGGAAAUGCAUGUUAAGAAUAAAAAACAACUUGCGGUGGUUAUACAACUUCUCCUACUUGUUCUACUACAACUGGUGGUACUAAAUGCUUUUGGGAUGCUACUGCUAAUAGUAAUGCUGGUGCUUGUAUAGCAAUUGCAGCAGCAGCCAAUUGCGCCACUGUUACAGGAUUAUCAAGUGCAACUCAUUCAACCUGUUAAGCAUAUAACACUGCUUGCACUGUUAAUGUUGCUGGAAAUGCAUGUUAAGAAUAAAAAACAACUUGCGGUGGUUAUACAACUUCUCCUACUUGUUCUACUACAACUGGUGGUACUAAAUGCUUUUGGGAUGCUACUGCUAAUAGUAAUGCUGGUGCUUGUAUAGCAAUUGCAGCAGCAGCCAAUUGCGCCACUGUUACAGGAUUAUCAAGUGCAACUCAUUCAACCUGUUAAGCAUAUAACACUGCUUGCACUGUUAAUGUUGCUGGAAAUGCAUGUUAAGAAUAAAAAACAACUUGCGGUGGUUAUACAACUUCUCCUACUUGUUCUUCUACAACUGGUGGUACUAAAUGCUUUUGGGAUGCUACUGCUAAUAGUAAUGCUGGUGCUUGUAUAGCAAUUGCAGCAGCAGCCAAUUGCGCCACUGUUACAGGAUUAUCAAGUGCAACUCAUUCAACCUGUUAAGCAUAUAAUUCUGCUUGUUUUGCAAAUAUUAAUGGUAAUGCAUGCUUAGCAUUUAGUACAUGUGAAACAUUAACAGGCUCAAAUCUCACUUGGAGUAUUUGUUAAGGUUAUAGUGCUACUUGUAGUGUAAAGAGAGAUGGAACCGGUUGUAUAACAAUACAAUCAUAAUGUUCGGGAUAUACAUAAAUGGCAAAUUGCUAUAGAUCAACUGCUGGAUUUUGUACUGCUAAUAGCAACGAUUCUACUUGUCAAUCUAUAACAGCUACAACUACUUGUGAAGCAAUAAAAUUAGGAUCAUUUACUUUUAAUAGCAUAAUAUGCAAUGAAUUGAAAACAGGUUGUGUAGCACUACAAGACAAUUCAGGAUGUUAAACCAAGACAUGUGCUAAUAAAACUACACCAUUUAAUCAUUAAGCCUGUAAUACUUGGUUAAGUACUUGUACAGUUAAUUAAGCAGGAGAUGCAUGCGCAGUAAUGCCAGCAACAUGUGCUAGUUAGAGUCAAGCAUCAUGCAUUAGAGCAGUUGAAGGUGAAUGUGUUGUCUCAGGAACAUCUUGUGUUAGAAAAACAUGUGACACAGCUUCACCAGCUGCAAGCUUUACUACUAAUACUCUAUGUGAAACAUAUCUAUCUACAUGCACAGUUGCAAGAUUAGGAGGUUGUUAACCAAGAGCUGCUUGUUCCACAUAUAGAUCAAAUCAAUAAUGUAAAUUCAAUACAAGUGGAGGAAGAUGUUUCUGGAAUCCAACAAAUAUGAAUUGUGUUGAUUUCAGUUGUGGUAACAUUGAAUAGACAUCUUCAUAUGAUAAUCAUACUAAAUGCUAAACAGUUGAUUCAAAUUGUACAGUUAGAGCUACAAAUGGAGCUGCUGUCCCCGGUUGUAUGACUAGAGGAGCCUGCAGUUCUUAUCAAAUUGAGGAUUAAUGCAAAACUAAUGCAAGUGGAAGUUUAUGUGUUUGGAAUACAAACUUAUCCUAACCUGCAUGUUAAGAUAAAUCAUGCACAACUGCCCCAACAGCAACAGUAACACACUCUGAAUGUGAUUCCUAUUUUUCGACCAACACUAUUAGAUGCACAGUAGUUGCCACACCAGAUGCUAAUGGUGGUGCACCAGUUCUAGGAGGUUGUCAAUAAACAGCAGCCUGUGCUACUUAUAUACAUUCAGAAUAAUGCAGAUUCAAUGCUUCUGGAGAUCCUUGUGGAUGGAAUGGCACAUUAUGUGCAGAUAAGUCAUGUGCUACUGCACCUGCAACUGCUGAUUACGAUGAUAAUGAUAAAUGCAGAGCUUAUUUCAAUAAUAAAUGUACAGUUGCAGAUUCAGGAUAAGGAUGUGUAGAUAUACCAGAUACAUGUGAAACUAUGGUAGAAAAAUAAUGUGUUAGUGAUAAGUCUGGUAGAUUAUGUUAUUGGAAUGGUACUGGUUGUAUUACUAGAACUUGUGAAAAUGCUCCAGAUGCAACAGUUUCUGCUGAGGAAUGUAAUACUUAUUUAUCUGGAUGCACUUUAGAUGCAUUAGUAAAAUGUAAGACAAAAGUUUGUGAAGAUUUUGCUUUUGCCACUGAUGCUUUAUGUAGAUAAGCGUUAAGUACAUGUACAACUAAUGGAACAAAUUGUGUCACAAGAGGAACUUGCUUCUAAGCAAUGAGCUAAGCUGGUUGUGUUACUUCAGUAACAAAUCAAUAAUGUGAAUGGAUGCCAGCUGUUGGCAAUAAUUAAGCAUAUUGUACAAUAAAGACAUGUAAUACAGCUCCAAAUACUUUAACUUCAGAAGCAGCUUGUGCAGCCUAUUUCACUAAUUGCACAACAAAGAAUGGAGGUGGAUGUGUUGUUAAGUCUACUUGUGCAGCUGUUACCAUUGAUGCUGCUUGUACAACUGCUCUUAAUGGAACUAUUUGUGCUUGGGAUAGUGCAUAAAAUAGAUGCAGAGAUAAAGAUUGCUAAGAUUUCAGUGGAACUACUCAUGCUGCAUGCUAAGGAUAAAGAGCUGGAUGUACUGCUGGAGCUAAUGGAAAAUGUGCAAGAGUUUAAAAUUGCGAACAAACUACAUUAAGAAGUGCAUGUAUUGAAGGAACAAAUGGACCUUGUUUAUGGGUUAAUGAUUUUGUUAACUCUGAUGGAUCAACUGGAGCUUGCUUUAGAUAUACUUCAUGCAAGAGUUUGACUUGGAAUUCUGAUAGAUAAUGUAAAUGGCUAAGUAAAUAAUGUACAACUAAUGGAUCUAAUUGUAUUGGUAUUACAUUAUGUUCUGAAACUAAUACUGAUGGUGGAUGUGUUACAGGAUAUGAUGGAGCUUGUAUAUAAUCAGUACCGGCUUUGAAUUCUGCGGAUCCAAAGGUUUGUAAACCAUAUACAUCUUGUGGUGAUGCUUUUUAUACAACUCAUUCAGAUUGUUAAAUUGCUAGUAGUAAAUGUACUACAAAUGGAACUACUGGUUGUAUUGCAUUAGGUGCUUGCUCAUCUUAUACUUCAUUAGCAGGAUGCGUUUUCAAUGAUAAAGGUGUUAUUUAUACAUCUGGAGUCAUCACUUCAACUGGAAUUUGUACAUGGGAUGCAACAGCUAAUAGUUGCAGAGAUUAAUCAUGUGCUGAUUUGACUGGAACAAACCAUGCAGCAUGUUCUUCAUAAUUAUCAACAUGUACAUCUGAUGGAACAACUUGUUUACUCAGAGGAGCAUGUUCAUCAUAUGCAACUUAAACUGCCUGCACAACUGCUGUUGGAUCUGAUGGUGUAUGCUAUUGGGAACUUGGAUCCGCUACAAAUAAUAACACUGCUAAAUGUAGAUUAUUAGCUUGUGCUGAUAUUCAAAAUGGUACAGCAACAAAUGUUUGUUCAGUAGCCUUGUCAUCAUGUGUUUCUAAUGGAACUGCUUGUAUUCCAAAAGCUAAUUGCUCAACUUAUACAACUAGAACAGCUUGUAAUUCAGGUGGAUUAGAUGGUAUUUGUGUAUUUACUUAAUCAACUGCUACAGGAGCUGUUGCUGGUACUGGAACUUGUGCAUUAAUGACAGCAUGUACAACUGCUAAUAAUGAUUAAACAGCUUGUUAAUAAGCCAGAGAUAGAUGUUCAUGGACUGCAGCAUCAGGAACUGGUGCAACUGCUGUUGCUAGUAAAUGUGCAACUCAUACUUGUGCUACAAAUUAAGCAACAAAUGGAGCUUGUACAAGAUUCUUGAAUUGGGAUAGAAAGACUUAACAAGUUUGUACUCUUGUUAGUGGAACAUGCACAGCCACAGAUCCAUCAACUUUAUCAUCAAAUGAUUGUUUCUUGGUUUCUGGAUAUACAUAUACUUGGAAUGCAUCAACAAGCAAAUGUGGAGUUUGCACUGCACCUGUUGUUUAACCAAAUAAUACAGAUAAUAAUACAAACAAUACAAAUAAUUAAACAACAACCGAUUCAGGAUAUAUUCUUGGAUUAUCAACAAUCAUUUUAGGAUAUCUCAUGUUCUGAU